AUGGAUGGUGUAUUACAACAACAGCCUAAAACUGCUCGAGCAAGGAAAAACGACUAUCAGGUGGGCUGGAUUUGCGCGCUUCCCCUCGAAGCUGCGGCUGCCACAGCGCUCUUGGAUGAAGAGCAUCCCCCCCUUGACCAGGAUCCUAGAGACACAAAUGCAUAUACACUUGGUCGGAUUGGCCGGCAUAAUGUGGUCAUCGGCUGCCUUCCACUGGGAACAGUUGGAGAAAGUCCAGCGACGGCAGUCGCCAAAGAUAUGCUGCGGAGCUUCCCCAACAUGAAAACUGGCUUGAUGGUGGGAAUCGGGGGGGGCGCACCGGGCCCACCAAACGACGACCCGGAGGAAGAUAUUAGACUAGGUGAUAUUGCCGUGAGCAAGCCGGGUCCUGGCCACGGUGGUGUCGUCCAGUAUGACUACGGGAAAACAUUAUCUGAAGGAAACUUUAUGAAUGUUGGUUAUUUAAAUCGCCCACCAAAUGUGCUUCUGUCUGCGCUCACAAAGCUUGUUUCACGUCAUGAGCUUGAAGGAUCUACCGUUCCACGGCAUUUGGAUGAAAUGAGAACCAGGUACCCAAGAAGGACUCAGGACUGGCAAUAUCAAGGAGCUGAGAAUGAUCAUUUGUACGUCGAGAACUUCCCGCACGUUGAUAUCAGCCGCUCCUGCAAAGACCUUCACUGCCCUGAUGACAACGGGCGACUGGUGGCCCGUAAGCCUAGGGCCACGGAAGACCCUGUCAUACACUGUGGUUUGAUUGCGUCCGGCAAUCAAGUGAUGAGGGAUAGCGUAACCCGCGAGAAGCUGCGAAAGAAACAUGGUGUGCUUUGUUUCGAGAUGGAGGCCGCUGGCCUAAACAACAAUUUCCCGUGCCUUGUGAUUCGUGGUAUCUGUGACUACUCCGACUCUCACAAGUCUAAGCGAUGGCAGCCGUAUGCUGCGGCAGUCAGUGCUGCAUUCGCUAAAGAGCUUCUUCAGAUAAUCCCAGUUUCCCAGCUAGACAGAGCGGAAAGGGUGGAGUUCAUCACCGGGAAAAGUCAGUCUUCAUGA
Aspergillus candidus is the source of this 1047-nucleotide messenger RNA. RefSeq names its product nucleoside phosphorylase domain-containing protein. Lineage: Eukaryota; Fungi; Ascomycota; Eurotiomycetes; Eurotiales; Aspergillaceae. The record is from RefSeq and is a predicted model, not a curated record. Gene Ontology annotation, biological process: nucleoside metabolic process. Gene Ontology annotation, molecular function: catalytic activity. The transcript is spliced from 3 exons. Bases 1 to 1047 code for a protein of 348 amino acids.